AAAUUGGAAAUGACUGCUCUGAAAGAAUUUGUUCUUUCUGGAUGUCUUCAAGUAAAAUUUCUCCCAGAGUUUGGAGAAAGUAUGAAAAAUCUUGAAACACUUGAUGCUGGGGAGACAAAUUUAGUCAAACUACCUGAGUCACUUAGCUUAUUGAUUGGUCUUAAGACUUUGAAAUUAAGGGGCUGUAAAAAUCUUGUUUGCCUUCCUCAGAGCAUUCACAAUUUGAAGCGCCUUGUAGUUAUUGAUAUAUCUGGCUGCUCAAAGUUUUCUAGAUUGCCAGAAAAGUUGAAUGAAAUUGAAGGCUUGGAGGAGCUCGACGCAAGUGAAACCGAUAUAACAGAAAUACCUCCUUCCAUUGGUGGUUUAGAGAAACUCAAGAAAUUGUCAUUUCGUCGGUGCAAAAGGUCGAUGUUAUACCCUUGGAGCAUGAUUCUUCCUUGGGGGCAUUCAAUUCAUAAGGGCUUAACAUUGCCUUCUUCAAUGCUGAGUAUUAAAUCACUGAGAGAAUUGGAUUUAGGCUAUUGCAAGAUUGAUGAUGCAUCCAUGCCAGAUGACUGGAGGGGCUUAUCAUCAUUGGAGAGAUUAGAUCUGAGUGGAAAUAAUUUUAAGAGUCUACCUGCUGGCUGCAUAGCUAAUCUUUUGAAAUUGGAACGUCUGUAUUUAAAUUCUUGCUCUGAACUUCAGUCGUUGCCGCAGACUCCGCCAAGUUUAUGUAUCCUGGAGUUAGAAGAAUGUGCUUCGUUGGAAACAGUGGGAGGUGAACAAUUAUCACAUUUCUUUGCUUCAAUGGACCAAUGGAAGGUGAAAACAACGCCUUGGAUGGAUGAAACUCUCUCGGUGACUACUCCUGGACGUGAAAUACCAUCAUGGUUUGACCAUCAAAUUGAUCUUUGUCUGGAUGAAUAUGGUAGUGCUUUAUUGAUGGUAGACAUACCUUCUUGGGAAGAAAUGGUGGGAAUUGGAUUAUGCACUCCGUUAGAAGGUAAGUUUUAUUCCACUGAACCCGACACAAGAGAAUCGGCUUUGUCGUGGAGUCUUUAUGAUUUCGCAGUACAUCCCAAAAACCACAAGACGAUAAGGGCAUUUGAUUGUGAUGGCGAGAAGAAAAGAAAGUCUUGUCACCUUUGGCUAGGGUUCUGGAAACAUACAAAGGAAUUCUGUGCCUUGGAGUGCUCAAGAAAGCACAGUCAGCUUCCCUUCAUUUUUAAUGCCGGCCAUAAUAAUGCAAAAGUUUCAAUGAAGUGUGGAUGGCGUGUCAUACGCAAAAGUGAUUUUGAAAACAGCAGUAGCUCAAUAAUGAGUCGAAGUCGCAUUCCAAUAUUGGAGUACCUGGACCAAUAUCUUCGUCCGCCUGGUCCCCCAUGUAUGCACGUAGGAUUUGGUAGGUCCACUGUAUUCACGAGAUAUGGUCCCAUGACGCUCCCUCGCCCAGGUUCAGAUUCAAGGCUCGGUGACCCUAGUUGCAAGUUAUGUGAAUUGACGAUAAAUGCACAAAAAUGGCAAGAAGGACCAAUCCAGCAAAAUGACGACGAAGGAUUAGACGAGUAACGCUACGUUUUGCUGAGGUUCUCAUAUUCGAUUCGAGGUUGCACAUGUUCAGAUUCAUCUAACUCUCAUCUUUGUUUUGUUUGCCGAUUUCUCUCGAUCCUCCACCUCCGGUUGUCAUCUUCUGCAUAUCCACCAUCUUCAUCUUCAUCUCUCAUCUUCAUCGACCACAGUUUGGGUCCUCUCAAUUCCACCAUCUCCUCUCGUCCUUCGGUUGCAAUUCCGUCUUCACUUGCUGAGACCCAUGAUCGAGAGUCCUGUGAACCUCGGUGACAUGUGUGUCCGUCCAUGAGCAGUUAGGCCUUCCGUUCCUUGAUGAUGGAGGAGCCAAUCUGAGUUCCUCAAGCUCUUGAUUAAAUGGCCAGGUGUCUAGGUUUGAUUAAUAAUGGACAGAUAUCCUCCUAUCCAGUUUCCGUUUCCAAUCUGUAUAUUUAUUGAUUAUAGUCUCUAGGUCUCUAUGGAUUGUAAUUGGUGCAUUUGGUUCAGGAUUAUCGUCGGUAUGUGUAGUCUGAAGAUUGAUACUUAUAUUAGAUGUUGUAUUCUGUGGAUUGUUGAUUGAUUUGUAGCAUUUUCUUUUCUA
Neltuma alba is the source of this 2125-nucleotide messenger RNA. RefSeq names its product TMV resistance protein N-like. Lineage: Eukaryota; Viridiplantae; Streptophyta; Magnoliopsida; Fabales; Fabaceae. The coding region runs from base 10 to 1548 and encodes 512 amino acids. Gene Ontology annotation, molecular function: protein binding. The transcript is spliced from 4 exons. Gene Ontology annotation, cellular component: cytoplasm. The record is from RefSeq and is a predicted model, not a curated record.